AUGGCCCUGGGACGCUUCCUUCUCUCAGCUGUCGUGCUGGGACGUCUGGCCGUCGGCCACCCCACGAGCAAGGUGCUGCUGCGCCGCGAUGGCACCGACGGUGACGACAUCAUCAUCUAUGACUCGGCAGUGACCGAGCCCACGCGCGUUCCCCAAGUUCUCCUUUGGGUCGACAGCGAUGGCAAGCCAGUCGAGACAGCCACGGAGGACGUGCUACUGUUGCCAACGUCGUUGGCACUCGGCCACAACCUGGCUUCAGCGGCGAAGGCUUCCGUGACCGCUGCCCUUUCUACACAGACCCUGCUAUUUCCCACACAGGCCCAGGCAAGCUCAACCCACGGCAGCGAGACGACUGCUGCCGCAGCACCGCUGCCGCCGCCACCAGCACCGGAGUCCCAAAAGCCACCUGUUCCGGAGCCGGCAGAGGAUAGCAAUGCCUCGUCGCAGGGCUCCAGGACCUCGCUUCAGGCCUCGUCCACGCACGGAGAACCAACUGCGGCCACGGUUCCCGACAUCCCCUCCCCCAAGGAGUCACACCACGGCACACAGUCCGAUCAAUCAGGCUCGAACUCCGCCCCCCCGACGUCCGAGCGCUAUGGAAUCUCGUAUGCGCCGUACCGAGCUGAUCAUCAGUGCAAAUCGAAGGAGGAGAUUGAGUGCGACCUGGCCCACCUGGCCAAGCAAUAUUCCUUGGUGCGCAUCUACGGCACGGAUUGCAAUCAAGUCCAAAACGUUUACUCCGGUGCCAAGUCUCAUGGCAUGAAGCUAUUUGUCGGCAUCUGGGACCCGGACCAAGUCGAGAACGAGGCGAACAUCAUUACUUCUGCCAUCAAUGGAGACUGGGACAUGAUUCACACAGUCAGUGUCGGCAACGAGCUUGUCAACAACGGGAAAGCUACCCCCGAGCAGGUCGUGUCGGCAGUCAAGUCCGUCCGCUCGACACUCCGCGAAGCCGGGUACAAGGGACCAGUUGUGACCGUCGACACCUUCGUGGCCGCCAUGGCACACCCCGAGCUCUGCAGUGCAUCCGACUACUGCGCCAUCAACGCACACGCCUUCUUCGACAAAGAUGUGACAGCGUCCGAAGCUGGGCAGUGGCUGCGGAAGACGGUGGGCGGCGUCAAAGACGCACUGCCCAGCCCUAAGAACAUUGUUGUCACCGAGACUGGCUGGCCGAUGAAGGGACAGCGCAAUGGACUGGCAGUGCCAAGUCUGGAGAACCAGAAGGCGGCGUUGAGCUCCAUCAGGCAAGAGUUUUCAAGCACCCCCGGUGACGUUAUCCUCUUUUCGGCCUUCAACGACCGAUGGAAGGAAAACAACGCGGGCACUUUCAACACGGAAGGCUUCUGGGGUAUCAUUGGGGCUUCUCACUGUGGGCAAUAG
Molecule: messenger RNA, 1383 nt
Organism: Purpureocillium lilacinum
Lineage: Eukaryota; Fungi; Ascomycota; Sordariomycetes; Hypocreales; Ophiocordycipitaceae
Biological process (GO): cell wall organization; carbohydrate metabolic process
Cellular component (GO): cell surface; fungal-type cell wall; extracellular region
Molecular function (GO): glucan endo-1,3-beta-D-glucosidase activity
Source: RefSeq, a predicted model, not a curated record